This is a messenger RNA of Magnolia sinica, 941 nucleotides long. Its product is annotated as large ribosomal subunit protein uL15c. Gene Ontology annotation, biological process: translation. The record is from RefSeq and is a predicted model, not a curated record. The transcript has 4 exons. Gene Ontology annotation, cellular component: cytosolic large ribosomal subunit; ribosome. Gene Ontology annotation, molecular function: structural constituent of ribosome. Lineage: Eukaryota; Viridiplantae; Streptophyta; Magnoliopsida; Magnoliales; Magnoliaceae. Bases 83 to 922 code for a protein of 279 amino acids.
CUUGUACGCUUCCCCGUUAAAGAAACGUCUCCAAAACUCUAUCCACUGGGGAUUUGUUUGCUCGGCGCCAACGGAAAAAAAAAUGGCUGCCAUUUUCGCCCUCUCUAAACCCUAUCCCUCCCUUAAAACCCCAUUUAUUCCUAAUCAGUCUUCCCAAUUCAAGGGCAAUGUGUGGAGCCUACGGACCAUGCCAUCUCCAUUUCCAUCAUCAUCAACCCCAUUUCGCAUCAACAAGAAACAGGAAGCACCUCUUCCUACUAUUCUCUGCCAAGCUGCUGCUGCUUCUUCCUCAACUGCUGCUGCUGCUGGUGCCACUGGUGCUGCUGCUCGGUUCCGCCUCCACAAUCUGAGUCCACAACCUGGCUCCCGAAAGAGGAGCAAGAGGAAAGGAAGGGGGAUUGCCGCUGGGCAAGGGAACAGCUGUGGCUUCGGGAUGAGAGGCCAAAAAUCGAGGUCGGGGCCCGGAGUCCGUAGAGGGUUUGAGGGUGGUCAGAUGCCUCUCUACAGGCGCAUCCCCAAACUAAGAGGAAUCGCAGGAGGGAUGCAUGCUGGGCUGCCUAAGUUUGUGCCAAUCAACUUAAAGAACAUAGCAGCUGCAGGAUUUCAAGAUGGGGAUGAGAUAUCAUUGGAAUCGUUGAAGGAGAAGGGCUUAAUCAACCCAUCUGGGAGAGAGAGGCGUCUUCCUUUAAAGAUUUUGGGAGACGGGAAGUUAACUGUCAAGCUGAAUGUCAAGGCACGUGCAUUUUCGGCAGCUGCAAAGGAAAAGCUUGAGGCAGCUGGAUGCAUUCUCACUGUACUGCCCGGAAGAAAGAAGUGGGUGAAACCAUCAGUAGCGAAGAAACUUGCACGGACUGAUGAGUACUUUGCGAAGAAAAGAGCUGCCGCCACCGCCCUUGCUGCCGGGGAUGCUGCUUCUGCAUGAGCACAAUACAUCUACCGCA